Messenger RNA from Diatraea saccharalis (sugarcane borer), 2795 nucleotides. The record is from the annotation of a GenBank genome assembly. NCBI's taxonomy places the organism in Eukaryota, Metazoa, Arthropoda, Insecta, Lepidoptera, Crambidae.
AUCCCAGUUAUAUAAUGCAGUGCGCGCAUUUGGUCUUUUCAGUAGUUUAAAAUAUUCUUAAUGAAAAAUAUUUUUCAGUAUAGCAUUGUGAUUGCAAAGUUUAUCAAAAUAUCAAUAAGAAGAAAUUUUCAUAUUUAUUGAAAGUUUAAAUAUUUGUAAAAAUAUUUCUUUCGGCUGUUUGGGUGGAUUGCCUGAAUAUUGUGAAAAUACGCUCUGAAGUAGCGAAAAAGUAGCAAGUGUUUAAAAAAUUCGUGAGUCCUGUAAGGUCCUGGGUAGCUCAGUGGUUAGAUUAGGCGCCCGGAUUUCGAAAGGUUAUGGGUUCGAGUCCCAUCUCAGAGUGCCAGGGACAAUGUGGAUUUUUUAAGCAUUUUUCAUUAAGAAUACAUUACGUUUAUUUUCAGAGAGCGGUAAAUACUGAAGAAGAGGAGCAUGUCCAGAGUACCCAAAGUACUCGGCCUACGUCAAGCCCUGGCACGCGCCCCACGACGACAAGGACAUCGAACAUCUGCGCGCGAAGCACUCCAUGCGCCUGGACUAUAUACAGACCAGUAAUUAAAUUCAUAGAGGAAAAUGUCACGAACGCCUAUUGCGUGUGCGCUAAAGGGAUGGUAUGCACCAUCGAUGAAGACGAUACAUCAGUGAGUGCUUACGUGCACCGCUGCAAGUCGCCUUUAGAGGUCAACAGCUAGCGAUUGUACCUACCUUCGACUUCACCACGCUUUUCAUCGCCUCUUAUCAAGAAAAUAUGAAAAACUGCAUCCAUUUUAGUUGUCUUGACUGAGAGCUUUUAUUUUUAUUUCGAACACAAGUGUGUGUUUGCGUGUUUUUUUUUAUUAUUAUUUAGCAUAGUAUCACUUGUAAACAGGUUUGAAAAGUUUGCGAAAUCAUAGACUAUGAUAACAUUAUACUUAUUUUACUAACUGGUAACCUUGACGAUGUUAACACUGAUUAAAAAAUCUAAUGAAUAUUUGUAGCACACUUAAAUAGCAUUAUGGAAAUGUAUAUUUGAACAAAUAUAAUUCAAUUUGCAGUUGUUUUAACCAUUUGACGUCAUUUUUUUGUUAAGAAUCAAAACAUGUAUAAAUGCUUUGUAAUAUUACAUUAGAAGACCGAAAACACUCAUAGAUGAAUGCAUCAAUUUAAACAUCAGGACGGGUGGUGGCCUCCUAGUACAAUGAAAAAGAGGCAGAUUUUUCUUAAGUUGUAUUGGAUAAAAUAAGUGCUUAUUUUUGAUUACAUUCAAAAGUUCACGACCUGCUUUAAGAACCAUUCGCCACUGGUGACCAGCCAUUCUAACGGGCAACGAUGCAGGACAGCUAUAUUGCUAUUCGGUAAUAAAAGCCUUAAACUCGAUGAGGAGCACAGCGUUGUCACAUUAUAGAGCUUCAAUGAACUAAAUUUUUUAUUGCCUUUUGAUAUAGGUUUUAUUUGAUUGAACCCAUAUGCUGUUACAGCGUGAGCUCUAUGUCGAAUUUAAGGCUGGUUUUACUACAGAAUAGCACUACAGCUGUAAUGCGUAUCUUGAAAUAAAAUAAGCAUUAUGGUAAAUCCUUUGGCAAAUAUUCAUAAAUAGACUAAAAUAUUUGAUUGCUUUUUAGUGACAACGUUAAAAGUGUAAAGAAUGUUUUCUUUAUUAGCGUUUCCAGUCUUUGGUCGUAGGACAAUAAUAAUCGCUCUACCUCGUUUCUCGUUUGUAAUAAUGUAAUUUUUUGGCUUAUUAUGUAUUGUUGUUAGAACAUUCAAAAAGCACUUCCCAUUAUCAUAGUUCCGAUAAUUUCAAUUAACUGUUUGUUGCCACUUUAUGGCUAUUUCUGAUUGUACCUACAAAACGUGUAACAUGACUGAUUGGAUUGCAAUAACUAAUAUCAUAUUUUCGCUUCCGACUAAUAUCAAUCGUCAUCUAUUCCGCCUCAUGAUACUGUUACAGUUUUAUGCUCAUUACAUUAAAAUUUUUAGUACUUACUAGUUUUUUAAGAUGAAUAUGAGUGAUAAAAGUUAUGUAUGAUUUUUGAUGAUUUUUACUGAAUGUAAAAGAAUGCGUCAUUUAAGUUCCUAUUUUUUAAUAAUUUUUCUUCAUAAUUAUUUAUAGUGUAAUUUUAAGUAAUAAUAGCACAAUAUUGAUUCUUCAGCAGUGAUAGUAUGUGACAUAAUAAAUCUGUAUUAUUAGAUGAUUUAAUUUUUUUCUAAUAGUGAUGGUGAAUUAAAUGUUUUAAAAUUAUAACUGCGUCUUUGUUUCUUUUUACUCAUGAUUUUCUGGUCCCCAUACAUAAAAGUUGGAUUUUCAUUUUGCUUGCGCUACGAAUUUAAUCGAAAGGUUUGGUUUUAGAAGUAAAAAAAUGUAUUCUGUCUACCGUUAGAUAAUAGUAAGAAUGUAAAAUUUGAGAAUUCUAAAUUUGUUAGUUAUUGAAAACAUAAAAUUAGUAGCUCAAUUAACCUCUUCUUUUAAAAGUUCGUUUUGACAAAGUACAUAAUUGUAUUAUGGGCCCAAAAUAUGGAAGAAUAUAAAAUUCGUACUAAUUUCUUUGUAAUGUUAAAAAAAAUAUAGCAAUAAAGACUGUAAAUUGGAAGCAACCCGCUAUCAUUUAUAUACUAAAUUCAUAGAUAUGGGUUCGAUUUGGCACUAUCUUUGAGAAACAUGCUUUAUUACCAAGUCAUGUCGCAUCUACCCUCAAUCUAUGAUUCUGAGUCGACUUUUAAGAAAUGUUAUUAGAGGGUAUUUACAAAUAGUCCAUAGCAGUAACCAGUCAUAGUUAUCUACAUAAAUCUAUCCUACCUAUACAUCUAACGUAUAUAUU